Messenger RNA from Plasmodium gonderi, 624 nucleotides. RefSeq lists its product as hypothetical. Bases 1 to 624 code for a protein of 207 amino acids. The transcript has 3 exons. NCBI's taxonomy places the organism in Eukaryota, Apicomplexa, Aconoidasida, Haemosporida, Plasmodiidae. The record is from RefSeq and is a predicted model, not a curated record.
AUGAACCAUGUUUUGCUUCUCCACGGAAUAAUCUUCUUCUGCCUUUUUAUAAGGUCGACUUGUUACCAAAUGGUAUAUUUAGAUUCAUUCGAUAAGAAUAAUGAUCCGAAUGAAUUCAACAAUCUUUCUUGCUCUUGGCGUUACUAUUGCAAAGAAGAAUUCCACUUUUGUGAACAUGGAUGUAGUUCUAAGAAGAAGUUAAAAGGAGGAUAUAACUUGUUAAAGACAAAUAAUUUAAGGGAAAAUUGCUUCAUUAAUAUAGAAUGUGCACAUUACCAUAUUUUCUUUGAUUCAGAAGAUCCAGUUUAUUUCAUCUUUUUUUCAAAACCUUUUUUUCGAAUUAACCGCAAUUUUACUCUCUACGUGCAUUUGGCAAAACGGAACAGACUCAUGCAGGGCGAAGCAAGCGGAGAGGUUAUUCAUGAGAAGAACCGAAAAGGGUAUACAAACUGGAGUAUACUAACUAUGAUUUGGGAAAAGGCAAAACAAUACAGAAAUUUUAUAUCAGUCAGAUACAAAAAAAGUUUAAUAAAGUUGUUAAUUUUUCUAAUUUUGAUUCAUAUGAUUUUCUUUUAUCUUUAUAUCUAUACUUAUUUACAUCUGAAGAAUCAUGAGAGCUUAUAA